This is a messenger RNA of Triticum dicoccoides, 2766 nucleotides long. RefSeq names its product calcium-transporting ATPase 7, plasma membrane-type-like. The coding region runs from base 156 to 2561 and encodes 801 amino acids. Gene Ontology annotation, molecular function: ATP binding; ATP hydrolysis activity; P-type calcium transporter activity. Gene Ontology annotation, biological process: calcium ion transmembrane transport. Lineage: Eukaryota; Viridiplantae; Streptophyta; Magnoliopsida; Poales; Poaceae. Gene Ontology annotation, cellular component: intracellular membrane-bounded organelle; plasma membrane. The record is from RefSeq and is a predicted model, not a curated record. The transcript has a single exon.
CGUACCCGAAGCCCAACCCCCAAGGCUUCUUCAGCCACGUCUGGGACGCGCUCAACGACGUCUUACUCAUCGUGCUCCUCGUCUGCGCCGCCGUCUCCAUCGGCUUCGGCAUCAAGGCGCACGGUCUCAAGGACGGCUGGUACGACGGCGUCACCAUGUUACUCGCGGUGUUCCUCAUCGCCGUCAUGUCUGCCGCCAACAGCCACAGCCAGGCCAAACGGUUCGACCAGGUGACCAGCGAGUCCGACAACAUCGCUGUCACCGUCGUACGCGCCGCCCGGCGACAGGAGGUCCCCAUAUUCGACAUCGUCGUCGGCGACGUCGUCAUACUGAAGAUCGGCGACUCGGUACCGGCGGACGGCGUCUUCCUGGAGGGUCACAGCCUGCUGGUGGACGAGUCGAACAUGACAGGCGAGUCCCACCCGAUCGAGAUAGAUGCCGAGAAGAACCCUUUCCUCACCGCCGGCGUGAAGAUCAUGGACGGCUACGGCCGAAUGCUCGUCACCGCCGUCGGCGCCGACACCUUGAGGGGUGAGAUGAUGAGCAGCAUCACCAAGGAGACCAUUGAGCAGACGCCGCUCCAGAAACGCCUGGAGGGCCUCACAUCGAGCAUCGGCAAGAUCGGUGUCGCCGUCGGGGCGCUCGUCUUCACCGUGCUCACCGCGCGCCACUUCGACCAUGGGGAACCGCCGUUCGGGAAGGGCCAGGUCAUCUUCGACGCCGUCUUCCGGUCGCUUGUCGUCGCCUACGCCAUGCCCGAGGGACUCCCGCUUGCGGUCACGCUGUCACUCGCAUACUCCAUGAGGAAGAUCGUGAAAGAUAAGGCGUUAGUGCGCCGCCUGUCGGCGUGCGAGACAAUGGCAUCGGUCACGGCCAUCUGCACCGACAAGACGGGAACGCUCACGCUCAACCAAAUGAAGGUGAAUGAGUUCUGGGUCGGUACUGACCAGCCUGGAGCUGCCAUGAAGAUCGCCGGGAGCGUCAUGAGCUUGCUGUGCCAGGGAGUUGGGCUUAACACCACUGGAAUCGUGUACAAGCCGGACAUCGUGUCGCCGCCGGAGAUAACAGGCAGCUCGACGGAGAAGGCGCUGCUGUCGUGGGCCGUGGCGGACCUGGGCAUGGACAGUGAGGAGUUGAAGAGGAGCUGCAAGGUGGUGCGCGUCGAGGCGUUCAAUUCCGACAAGAAGCGCAGCAGAGUUAUGAUCAGGGACAAGGCCACCGGCGCGGUGAUGGCGCACUGGAAAGGCGACGCGCAGAUGGUGCUGGCGAACUGCUCUACCUACGUGGAUAUAGACGGAGCGGCGCGUGAACUCGGCGACGAGCAGAGGAAGAGCCUUGAGAAGGUGAUCGACGGCAUGUCGGCCGACAGCCUCCGGUGCAUCGCCUUCGCCUGCAAGCAAGUCAACGGCACCGAGCAAUCAAAGAUCGACGACGAGGGUCUGACGUUGCUGGGCUUCGUCGGGUUGAAAGAUCCGUGCCGGCCGGAGGUCAAGGCCGGCAUUGAAGCUUGCACGAAGGCCGGCAUUGCUGUCAAGAUGGUCACCGGCGACAACAUCCUCACGGCCCGCGCGAUCGCCAAGGAGUGCGGCAUCAUAUCCAGCGACGACAACCCCAAUGGCAUCGUCAUCGAGGGGCGUGAAUUCCGCGCCAUGUCGACAAGGGAGCAGCUCAAGAACGUGGACAACAUCCGCGUGAUGGCGCGGUCCCUGCCGUCGGACAAGCUGGCGCUGGUGCAACGGUUGAAGGAGAAGGGCCACGUGGUGGCCGUGACCGGUGGCAGCACCAACGACGCGCUGGCGCUCAAGGAAGCCGACAUCGGGUUAUCCAUGGGCGUCCAGGGCACCGAGGUGGCAAAGGAGAGUUCUGACAUCAUCAUCCUCAAUGACGAAUUUGACACGGUGGUGGCUGUCACACGGUGGGGACGCUGUGUCUACAACAACAUCCAGAAGAUCAUCCAGUUUGAGCUCACCGUCAACGUCGCGGCUCUCAUCAUCAACUUCAUCUCGGCGAUCACCACGGGCAAGAUGCCGCUCACCACAGGGCAGCUCUUGUGGGUGAACCUGAUAAUGGACACCAUGGGCGCUCUGGCGCUGGCCACGGGCACGCCCACAAAGGCGCUCAUGGAGAACCGUCCGCCCAUUGGCCGCACGGCGCCGCUCAUCACCAACGCAAUGUGGCGCAACCUAGCGGUGCAGGCGGCGUUCCAGGUCGCCGUGCUGUUGGUGCUCCAGUUCCGCGGCCGGGAUCUCUUCGGCGCGGAUGAGAAGGCCAACGGCACCAUGAUCUUCAACACGUUCGUGCUCUUGCAGGUGUUCAACGAGUUCAACGCGCGUGAGAUCGAGAAGAAGAACGUCUUUGACGGGUUGCUCAAGAACAGGAUGUUCCUGGUCAUCAUCGCCAUGACGCUUGUUCUACAGGUGGUUACAAUGGAGGUGCUGACAUGGUUCGCCGGCACCAAGAGGCUGGCAUUGGAACAGUGGGGUGUUUGCCUCGCCAUCUCUGCCAUGUCGUGGCCCAUCGGGUGGGCCGUCAAGUUCCUCCCAGUGCCGGACCGGACUUGACACGCCGCAGAUUGUCAUAGUUGGCACUCCCUCCGUACCGGUGCAUCAGACAUCUUUUUUGGUGGUGCACCGCGACUAGAACGGAGAAAAAAACGAGAAACUAUGUUUAUUAGCUAAUUAGUAGUAAGCUCGCACGUCUAAAAUAUUGAUGAAGUUAGUUUACAUGCUACAAAUUUAAAAUAAUUCUUGGAAAUAAAUAUAAAUG